CCAAAUCAAUUUCAAGAAACAAACUCAAAAAAUUCAAUUAGAGAGAUAUGGCAAGCAUGACGUCUGCUCUUAGUAGAGUUUUUGUUAGUGGAGCAUUCAGACCUUUCCAGCGGACAACUAAUCGUCACCUAGCAACGGCAUUUAAAGAUGAGGCUCAAAACUCAGUACGAAAGGGUGCAGACGCAAUGAAGCAAGGGGCUGAUGCCGCCAAGAGAGCCAGUCAAGAAGUUAAAAACGAGACUGCCUCGGCUGCUGACGAGGCAAUAAGCAGGACGAAAGCAAUGGGAGAUAAGGUGGCAGACACAGCACAAGACGUGGCUGGAAAAGCAAAACACACAGCUCAACAAACAUGGGAUUCAGUUAAGGAAACCACACAAAAAAUGAAAGAUACAGUGAAGGGAAAUGCUGAAGAAUCCACAGAGAUUAUAAAGGAAAAUGUUAAUAAGAGCAUGAACACCAAAAACUGAGUUAAACUCUCACUUUUCAAUACACAGAGAGACAUUAUCUCUUUCUAAUAUUUUCUUCCUUUUUCUGAUGUUUGAAAAAAUUAAGAUUUGUUUUUUCUUUAAUUUUCAGUUAGCUGAAACCGUAGACAGAUCAGAGUUUGCGAGUUUGAUGUAUUCGUGUAGUUGGAGAUAUAUGACUCCUCUAUGUUUGUUUCCUUGAGUAUAUGGUAAAUAUAGAUUGAUUAAUUAUUGCA
Messenger RNA from Nicotiana tabacum (common tobacco), 700 nucleotides. RefSeq lists its product as uncharacterized. NCBI's taxonomy places the organism in Eukaryota, Viridiplantae, Streptophyta, Magnoliopsida, Solanales, Solanaceae. The record is from RefSeq and is a predicted model, not a curated record.